Penicillium daleae is the source of this 1536-nucleotide messenger RNA. RefSeq names its product NAD(P)/FAD-dependent oxidoreductase. The transcript has 2 exons. The record is from RefSeq and is a predicted model, not a curated record. Bases 1 to 1536 code for a protein of 511 amino acids. Gene Ontology annotation, cellular component: cytoplasm. Gene Ontology annotation, molecular function: oxidoreductase activity. NCBI's taxonomy places the organism in Eukaryota, Fungi, Ascomycota, Eurotiomycetes, Eurotiales, Aspergillaceae.
AUGUCUGUUGUACUUUCGAUGGUAAACAGUGCCGCGGUCUCGCCCACUGAGCGACAACGUGCUCUAGAUCGAAUUCAUUCCGAUCCAGGUAUCCCUAGUGAUACCACAACCUCUUCUUUCUGGCUGCAAAAUCCACACCCGGACUUUGAUCAGGCCUCCUCAAAACCUCUUCCCACCGACGCCAAUGUCGUAAUCAUUGGCUCCGGGAUCACAGGUGCAUCUAUCGCACGUACUUUGCUCCAAAACCGCGCCAAGUCAACAUCUACUUCCUCCCAUCCGGCCGUGGUCAUGCUAGAGGCUCGUGAUAUUUGCAGUGGAGCCACAGGCCGUAAUGGCGGCCACAUCCUCGAGACAGCUGACGAGUAUGCCGAAAUUGUGGAUGCCUUUGGAGAGGAAUCGGCGCGCAAGCUCCUCCUCUUCCGACUGGCGCAUCUGCGUGAGAUGUUGAGUGUUGCGGAGGAGUUAGGCCUCACGGAGGUGACACAGGCACGGAAAGUGCAAUUUUUGAGCGCUUACUUUGGAGACGAGCCAUGGAAAGCUGCGGUAGAGAGACUACGUCGGUUUAAGGAGGGCAUGCCCGAGGAAUCGGCAGAGUGGGCUUCGUAUGAGGGCAGCUCGAUUCCAGAGGAAUUCAAUCUAUCGCGUGCUACAGGUGUAGUUACUGGCCCAGCUGGAGCUCUCUGGCCAUACAAGUUCGUCACGGGCGUUCUCUCUCGUCUUCUCUCUGAUUAUCCAGAGAAAUUCCACGUCGCAGACCACACUGUCGUAAAGGCCAUUCAUUCCAGUAAUGAUUCAAUCAAGCCUUACGAGAUCGAGACAUCCCGUGGAACAAUAACUGCUAAGCACGUUAUUCACUGCACAAACGCACACGUUGGCCAUCUCGUCCCCGGUCUCCGAGGCCGUAUCUUCCCCGUACGCGGGCAAAUGUCCGCCCAAACACCCGGAGAUAAAUUCCCUCUCCAAGCUGCAAAACACUCAUGGCUCUUCAACUAUGACCGUGGCUUCGAUUACCUCACCCAGUUACCCACCGGCCAGAUGAUGUUCGGUGGCGGCUUCGCAAACGGUGAAGGAAGCGGCGUGGGUGAUCUAGGUAUCUCCAAAGACGAUGAGAUGAGCGUCUACCUCGAUAUUCAUCUAUCCGGCGCGUUGAGCGCGGUCUUCGGCCAUAAGUCAUGGGGCUCGGUGCACGGUGACCCUAUUCAAGCUAUGUGGACUGGUAAUAUGGCAUUUAGCACAGAUGGAUUCCCCUGGGUGGGACGUCUACCCAGCUCUGCGACAGGUCGGACUGAGCCUGUCGGCGGCAAUAUGGGCUCGGAGUGGGUGUGUGCUGCAUUUGGAGGCGAGGGUAUGGUUCAGGCUUGGCUUUGUGGAAAAGCGCUGAGCACGAUGAUUCUCAAGCAUGAUGAUGAGCUUGUAUCUAGUGCGGAUCCGGAUUUGAAUUGGUUCCCAGAGCAGUUGCUUGUUUCGGAGGAACGGGUUGCUGUGGCCGAAAUGCCGAAGACUGUGUCUGAAACUGGACGUCAGUCCCAUCUGUGA